Messenger RNA from Tachyglossus aculeatus (Australian echidna), 2189 nucleotides. RefSeq names its product sodium channel and clathrin linker 1 (gene SCLT1). The record is from RefSeq and is a predicted model, not a curated record. The transcript has 20 exons. Gene Ontology annotation, biological process: cilium assembly; clustering of voltage-gated sodium channels. NCBI's taxonomy places the organism in Eukaryota, Metazoa, Chordata, Mammalia, Monotremata, Tachyglossidae. Gene Ontology annotation, cellular component: centriole. Bases 34 to 1989 code for a protein of 651 amino acids.
GCCCCACGUGGGCCAGGAAACGCGUCCACCGUGAUGAACGACUAUCCACCCCAGCGCUUAGAACAGGGUGUCUCCAAAGAAGUUGAAGACAGCACUAUGGAGAACUUCACAGCCGAUAGCAGGUUUUUGGCUCCCCUCAUUGAAGAGUAUGAUGCACAUCUGGAAGAGAUGAAUGGUCAACUGGAAUAUUAUCAGACGCAGAUGGGCGAGAUGAGACUCAAGUUGGAGUGUGUCACCAAGGAAAACGAGAGGCUGCAUGGCGCCUUGAAACAGGCCGUCGAGAAGCAGUUGGAUGGUCUUCCCACGGGGCUGGCUUCAGAGACCGAGUCCUUCGCGGAUGGAGAAACCUUCAGGAACCUGCAAGAACAGCUGCAGCUCGCUAACCAAGAGAAGCAGCAGGCUGUACAACUGUGGCAGACGGUGUCUCAGGAACUAGCCAGGCUGCAGCGGGUUUACCAGGAACACGUGAGCGACGUCUACGUUCAGGAAGCUGAGAGGCAGAAGCAAAGGGAUCAACUGAACAAUUUCCAACAGCUGACCCGGAAGCUCCACAUAGCCAAUGAAGACAUCGAGGCGACGAACCAAGAGUUUCUGAAAGCAAUAACCGAGCAGAGGGAAGAAGUCGAGCAGCUGCGGACACAACUUAGGCAGACCAAAUCUGAUCUCAGAAAAGCAACUUUCCAAGUGGAAGUGCUGACCAAAGAGAUGGGAGACCUUGUAGUUCAGGUUCAAAAAAAGGAAGAAGAUCUGUCAUCCGCUCACGGGAGGGAGGAGGAAGCCGAGCGGUUUUCCCAGCAGCUACAAUCAGAUAUAAAGCUGUUAGAAACCAGGUUGCGGGCGGCUACUCAGAACGCCGAGCGGUUCCGCGGCGAGCGGGCGGAGCUGGAAAAGGAAAGCCAAGAACUCCGAGCCAGGUGCGUCAAGCUCGAGAAGGAGAAGUACGAAGCGUUCCUUAAAGUCCGCGACAGCACCCAGCUCCUGGAAGAGGCCAACCUUCACAAGUGCCAGGUACUGUUUGAAGAGAAGCAAAAAAAAGAAGAAAUAGAGAAAAUGAACCGCGCCAUUUCGCAGAUCUUACAAGACGCCGCUGACCGGACCAGGAAAGAAGUGGAGAACACAAGAAAGCUGUUCAACGGGCAGAUCGCGCGGCUGACCGAAGAAAUCUCCGACCUGGAGAUGAAGUGCGGCGAGAAGCAAGACCAGAUCGAGCGGCUCGGCCGGGAGAAGCGGACCCUGGAAGACGAACUCGGAAAGAGGUGCCAGGAAGGGCCGGGCAACGGAGGGGCCGACAGGAGGCUGGAAGAGUCGCAGCGGAGAUGUCUGCUCGUCGAACGGGCCAGAGACGACCUGCAGCUCAAGCUCCAGACGGCCCUCGUGAAAAUGCGGCAACUGGAGAUCAAUUCCGAGGAAGAGGCCUCCCGCAGCCGGGAAGCGACGGGGCAGCUGCGGAGCGCGCUGGAGGCGGAGCGCGAGCACUGUCGCGGCGUCAGUGAGCAGCGACUCCAGCUUCAGCAGGAGAACCGGCAGCUGCAGGGGGAGGCGGAGGAGCUGAGGAGGAGCGCCCUGGAAGCCCAGCGCAAAGCCACGUUGAAGAUCAGCGCCCUCGAGCACGAGCAUUCGGUGAAGGAACGCGGACUUGAGGCGCAGCUGCACGAGAUGGAAGAGAGCCACCGAAGCUCCACCGCGGAGCUGAGACGUCUCUUAGUGGCCCAGCAGAAAGCCACCAACCGCUGGAAGGACGAAACCAAGAAGCUCACCGAGUCGGCCGAAGCCAGGAUCGGUCAUCUCAAAAGUCAACUGAGUCAUCAGAAACUGCACACACAGGAUUUGAUUUCUCAACUGGAAACAGCCAAGGAAAAGGCCAUCGAGAGUGAAAAGUUGUCGGCGGAGCAUCAGAUGAAAAUCGGACGUCUUCAGAGCCGGCUGAACGAAACCGAGCAGCGAGCCGUGUCGGCCUCCCAGAAGGACUCCAGGCGAGGCACUCGGUGAAAAGAAAUCCCUGCGGACAAGGGUCGCCAAAGCUGUGGCGACGAGAUCCGUUUCCAGAUACGCCAUAUCCGGGACGGGGUUGUCCUCGACGUGGAUUCUGGUGGCUGUGAUACUCGCCGAUGGCUCUACAGAAGGUGUCCCAGGCAACCUUACUGUUUUGACUGUCCUGAAGUUGGACAGAUGACGGUGACGGUUAUCAA